AUGAAACCGCUCGUAUGGUCGGAUGACUCUGCAUUGAUUUCGUUUUCAACGCUAUUUUAUGUACUCAUGGAGGCUAGUGAGAUUAAUGAUUUAUCCAAUCAAUAUAAUAUUGAUUAUGCUGAAACAUUUUGGUCUAUCGAUUGCUUUCAGCAAGCUAUGCUUACCAACGGCGGACAGCGGAAACGGGUACCAAGUGAUGUGGAUUCAAUACCCAGUGACAGUGAGAUUACGGUAAUCGAACGAUAUGUCACAUCAAGUUCCCCAUCUCAAUCCACAUCCAACUACAGCGAUCAGUGCGAUCGAUUACGAGAGCGUCUUGAGCAGGCGCUCGUCGAACGAGAAAAGUUGGAGCUGCAAAAUGAACAGCUGUUGAAGCAAUGGGAAGAAGCGCUAGAAUACGUUACAACGGUUCAAAAACAAUUACAAGAGGAAAUUCGACGGAAUACGGAUCUGAAAAAUGCCCAAAUGGAAAUGGAAAAAUGUCGGAACGAUCAGAUUACCAUUUCACGAACAACGUUGAAUUUCAUCGUAUUGUUAGCUGUUUUUAUUGCGUUCUAUUUAUAUCGAAUCUAG
Haemonchus placei is the source of this 573-nucleotide messenger RNA. NCBI's taxonomy places the organism in Eukaryota, Metazoa, Nematoda, Chromadorea, Rhabditida, Trichostrongylidae. The record is from the annotation of a GenBank genome assembly.